Messenger RNA from Penicillium diatomitis, 1290 nucleotides. RefSeq names its product putative ribosomal protein/carboxylic ester hydrolase (Ppe1) (gene ppe1). Gene Ontology annotation, biological process: protein demethylation. Bases 1 to 1290 code for a protein of 429 amino acids. The record is from RefSeq and is a predicted model, not a curated record. Gene Ontology annotation, molecular function: protein methylesterase activity. NCBI's taxonomy places the organism in Eukaryota, Fungi, Ascomycota, Eurotiomycetes, Eurotiales, Aspergillaceae. The transcript is spliced from 5 exons.
AUGAGUGAGCUGCAAAAGUCCUUUGCAAAGGCCAAACUGGCCAAGCUUCCGGCAGAAGCCCCCAUGUACAAUCCAAUGAAAAUCCCGGAAGAGAAUACCGAGGAUGAUGCUUCGUCUGCCUCUUCAGUCUCGUCAACCGGCACAUUGAUGCCCUCGCCUACGAGAAACCUUUUUGCGCGCAGAAGUGCUAGUCAGCCAAUGCAGGCACAUACUUGGCCCGAAUAUUUCAGCCAGGAACUUUUCCUGCCUGAAGAGGUGCAUGGCAUGCGGAUUGUACACCAUGCCUAUUUGACACCGCCAUCCGGGUCAGGUCCGUUAUUUGUCAUGCAUCACGGUGCAGGAUCAUCUGGCCUGUCCUUCGCAGCUUGUGCCGAGGCUUUACGUAGAAUUCUUCCUAAUGCAGGCAUUUUGUCACUUGACGCACGAAGCCAUGGCCAGACAGUGACAAGUCCCAUCACUCAGGUCUUGAAUCAAGAGCAUCCCUCAACGGCGGCUGCCGCACAGGCUGAAGUUGAAAGUCAGAUUGAACUAGAUCUGAGCUUGGAUACUCUCAGUCGUGAUCUGGUCUUCGUGGUCCAGGAGACACAGACAAAGAUGGGAUGGAAGGCACUACCAGAUAUUGUCUUGGUUGGUCACAGUCUGGGCGGCGCGGUCAUCACGGAUGUAGCCAAGAAGGGAGCCUUGGGACCCAAGCUACUGGCAUAUGCAGUACUUGAUGUCGUGGAAGCAAGCCUUACAGGAUCCGCAAUGGAUGCUCUUCAAAGCAUGGAGACCUACCUUUCUACACGACCGACCCGAUUCACUUCCCUAGCUUCAGGUAUCGAAUGGCAUACUCGUUCACGCACAAUCCGAAAUAGCACUUCCGCUCAAGCAUCUGUACCCUCGCUCAUUUACGAGGAAAGUGACCCAGCCGAUCCCUCCCGUCCGUGGGUCUGGCGCACAAACCUCUCAGCCACGAAGCCCUUCUGGGAGAACUGGUUCAUCGGGCUGAGUCGUAAAUUCUUGGAUUCUCGAGGCGGAAAGCUAUUGCUCCUCGCUGGAACAGACAGACUUGACAAGGAGUUGAUGAUCGGUCAAAUGCAAGGCAAAUAUCAGCUGCAGGUAUUUCCCGAAGCAGGUCACUUCAUUCAAGAAGACCAGCCGGCCAAGACUGCCCAGGUGCUGGCGGACUUCUAUAGGAGAAAUGACCGCAGCGCGUUGGUCCUUCCACCCAAAGUCGGUGAUCUUCAAGCCGCGGCUGCGAUGAAGAAAGGCGCCGGUUCCUUGGACAAGACUGGAACGAAACCAUGA